This is a messenger RNA of Cokeromyces recurvatus, 648 nucleotides long. RefSeq lists its product as uncharacterized. The record is from RefSeq and is a predicted model, not a curated record. Bases 1 to 648 code for a protein of 215 amino acids. The transcript has 2 exons. NCBI's taxonomy places the organism in Eukaryota, Fungi, Mucoromycota, Mucoromycetes, Mucorales, Mucoraceae.
AUGUCUUAUAAACUGAAAUCAAAUAAUAUUAAACAAGCUGCUGCCGCCCGUUUCUUUCAAAAACCUUCUAGUACCCAAGGGUUUAACUAUAUCUAUAUUCCCACAAAAGCACGAAUCCCUGUUGGAAAACUUCGUACUACCCUCAGACGCUUAGGCAUUCCCAACGUACGACUUUUGGAUAUCCAUUAUCCCGCCAGAAAUCUCGUUGCUAUCUUAGUACAUAUGGAUUAUGUUUCUGAAUUCAAAUCAACUCUUCAACAACGUGGCGUAACUGUCGACGAAGACUUUGACCCUUUCAAUGGCAAAACUAUCAUGGACCCGAAAUACAAGGAUCACACUGAUUUCCAGUGUGAUCAGAUAGCCUCCUUCAUACAUAAACGCAGACUUGAAACCGCCUUGCAACAUAUUCGUGAACCAGUAAAAUUCGCCGUUGCCCGAUAUUUCUUUCAACAGCACUGGAUCUCGAAAGCAGUCUUUGACCAAACAAUGGCUUCCCGAUCGUCCCGGCCUACUGAUAUAUUUAUUUCGGGAAUCUCUCAACCUACCCAACAACGCGCUUCAUACACCUUUGACUUUGGUUACGAAGACAACCUUAUCGCACCAUCUGGUCUUCCCCAAGACAAGAACACAUGGAUGACAGAAAUCUAA